Messenger RNA from Carassius auratus (goldfish), 955 nucleotides. RefSeq lists its product as uncharacterized. Bases 6 to 929 code for a protein of 307 amino acids. Gene Ontology annotation, molecular function: DNA-binding transcription factor activity, RNA polymerase II-specific; RNA polymerase II transcription regulatory region sequence-specific DNA binding. The transcript is spliced from 12 exons. Gene Ontology annotation, cellular component: nucleus. Lineage: Eukaryota; Metazoa; Chordata; Actinopteri; Cypriniformes; Cyprinidae. The record is from RefSeq and is a predicted model, not a curated record. Gene Ontology annotation, biological process: anatomical structure development; regulation of cell population proliferation; regulation of transcription by RNA polymerase II.
GGAAGAUGACGAAGAGGGACCAUGACUUACAAAACGACUCUUUGUCAUGUGGGGUGUUCUCACUAAUGUUUGCAGAAAUGAUCCUCCAGGGACAACAAGGGCACCUCCAAUGCCUCCCUAUCGCUCAAGAGCGGGAGAGACUUGGGACUUUGUUGUUCAACUCCCUUGAUACGAAGACUCUAAGAAGAAAAAAGGGAAAAAUCACCAAAUCUAAAAAUACAGUAGAUGGUGGCCUUGCACAGGAAUCUGAGUCCACAGAGGGUGAACAAGAUCAACCUGUUGGAGAGCACCCAUGUGCAGUAGACGGUGGCCUUGCACAGGAAUCUGAGUCCACAGAGGGUGAACAAGUAGAUGGUGGCCUUGCACAGGCAUCUGAGUCCACAGAGGGUGAACAAGUAUUAUUCGAAGUGGAGAGUGUUCUCCGGUUACCUGACGGGACCAAGGCCAAAAGAUAUAAAGUGACUAGGGAGGAACUGGUUAGAAGGUGUGGGCCACCAGAGGGCUAUUCGCCCAAUGCUCUGGUGGCCUACUUAAGGAAAGGCAAGAGCCAAAAAGAGGCGCUCAUGGCCAAGUUGCACGACUCACAGGUGGAGCCAGGACCACGAAUCAGGCUGUCAACAAGUGUCAGCAAGUUGUGUGAAGAAGAAUGUCUGGCCCUUGCAGAGGAUGUAAAUUACAUGGGUUUUAAAUACCUACCAAUUCAAAAAAUUGGCCAGGCUUGCCUGGAGGAGGACCAACAUCUUGAGGCCAUCGUCAAGGCCCAACACUGCAGGCAGACACUAACAAGGAUAAAGACCGCGAUGGAGGCCAACUGGUCCUAUUACAACCUCGCUACGCAUGGCCUUGGGCCAGAAAUGUUGAAGGGUGCGUUUUCUUUAAUUGAUGCGUGCCUGGUCGAGGCAGAGAACCUCCACUGCCUCCAGAAGUAAAUAAAGCAUGUCAAUUUUAAAGUGGU